Messenger RNA from Monascus purpureus, 2847 nucleotides. The record is from the annotation of a GenBank genome assembly. Lineage: Eukaryota; Fungi; Ascomycota; Eurotiomycetes; Eurotiales; Aspergillaceae.
AUCCUAAAUUAUCAUGAAGAUAUUUUCUUAUAUUCUCAACAAUUUUGCCUGUAGUUUAUUUCUGAGUGGAAUAGUAAUGCAUUUCUCCAAAGUCUUGCCUACGCCGUACAAGUCGAUUCGACAACAGCCACGGACCUACUGUCUAACGAGAACAACUGCAUGGGCUAUUUAUAUUGUUCAUUCAUUAUUAUUAGAUGCUCGCCAGACACCCCAAGAGCCAAGACUGGAAUAUGAGGGAACAUGGCUUGAGAUCGCUCGUAUUCGCUAGCGGCGCACGGCUGAACGCGAGGCUGACACAGAUAGAUCGGUAGGCGUUGCGUAUCUAUAGCCUGUAGCCAGGAGACUCACAAGCAUGAAUAUAUCCAGUAGUUUGAGAGGCUUGUUGUCGGGGUAUAUAUGCUGCGUAGGAUCCUGUAAACCGCACCGCAGCCGAGCGGGCAGGUCAGUCGCUCUCGACAUCCGCUGUCCGAACAGAAAAUGCGCAAGUUCCUGCAGCAAGAGCUUCAGGAGCUCCAGCGGAAGCUCCAGCUGGAUCAUCGGCAGGAAAAGCGCCAGCCUCCUCCUCCGCCUCCUCCAGGGACUCGGCCGUUGCGUCGUCUUCCUCCGAAUCCGUAUCAGAAUAAGGCCCCUGCAGCAGCGACAGCAAUACCGCUGGCCUCGUCGCCAGAUCCAUAUACGGUCCGAUAUCAUAACCAGACCCAGACACAGGGACCAGCAUCACCCCCACAGAAUUCUGAGCCUGCACCGGCACCGCCGCCGGUCCUAUAUCGACAGACACCUCCCCCCGUCCCGAACGCAGCAACCAGACCCUUGAAAUGUACCGGAUUAGAACGCCUGCUGAGCAAGUACACGCAGUUCUACCUGCUCAAGGGUACUGAAUCCUUCCACGUAUGCAACAACUGCUACCAAUCUCGAUUCGCGAACCACCCAGCACUCGCCCGUGAAUUCGUACCGUACCACUCCAUCAACGACGACGAGCGAUGCAUCUGUGCAUUCGCCCUACCCAGUACCGUGGCUAUUCUCAAUUCACAAUGCGUGCCAUACAGCACCAUGCGGCCCCUUGUUGAGGUCGACUCGUUCCGCUCAACGCGUGCACCCUGUGAUGGAUCGCCCGUUUCGACCCCCGGACCGUGCUACAUGGCAAGAAAUAAAACGAUCCCGUUGUUCUGCGUGUGUGCGACUUGCUUUGAACUUUUCUUCCGUCGUACUGUCUUCGAGGACCGGUUUGAGCGAAUCCCUGACGGCACGCAAGGUGGUUCGGCGAAAUGGACCUGUGAUAUGAUCAUGCCUUACUUUCGGAGGCUUGUCAUCACGGCUUUGUCGAGUGCAGCGCCGGACUUUGCCACGUUUGCUCGCCUGGCAGAUGAUCGUCUGGUGACUCCUCCAUGUCCGGGUGCUGGGAAACCAAUCACCCAGUUCUCGCCUAAAGCACCUGGGAUUGUGUACUCGGCUGCGAGUGGGAAGACGGGGAGGGUCUGUUUUGCUUGCUACUGUGACAUCCUGGCGAAUACAGCACUGGAAAAUGAGUUCGUACCAACGAGGAUCAAGCCGGACCAGGCGGGGAAGAUUGACUGCGAUCUAGCAACCAUGUACUCCAAAUCGGCCAUGACGGCGGCGGUUCAGCGAGAGGGUAUUGAGUUCUGGAGGAGUAUUGUGCGAAUGAGCCGAGCCGGCACCUGUCGAGGCAAGCGAGGCAUAGACGAAGAAGAUCUUAUGAAGGAGAGACAGGAAAAGGGUUACCUUGCAGACUGGUAUCAUGUCACAGCCGCCCCGGGCGUAGAGGUCUGUCCAAGCUGUUACUGGCUCCGGGUAAAGGUCGUCAGUGCCGAACAUAUGUUCACUCCCAUCAUCCGGCCGCUGGUCCCUGGCGUCAUACGGAUGUGUUUCAUGACCAAUUCGAAUGUCCCCCCGAAUAUCUCGACGGACAACUGCGACAACUUUGCCGACAGCAUCACCUGGCGCGGGGAGCGUCUCUCGCGGGCUCUGCUCUGUGGUUACGAAGGUGGAGACUGGAACGCCCUCGUCACCGUCGCAACAACCAUGGAGAGCGAGCCACCACCGUGUGGCGGGAACGCGCGAGGUUUCAAACGACCCAGUGGAAGGAGAUGGAUCGGCCGACGCAGUCCCAACCCGGCCGACCCAAACGACUGUACUUUGGUAUUCUGCGAGGAAUGCUAUUCACGCGCCGUCAAGGACAGGCCGUACGCCGCGCUCUUCAGCGAGGAUAUCACCGACGCGGCAUAUGCCGAAGCUGGAACAGACGGCUUCAUGUGCCACAUAUACACAAAUAGGGCGCGAGGAAUGCUUCGAACAGCAGCUCAGCAGGGAGACCUCUCCAGCUUCGCUAGGUGGUGGCGUCACAGAGAGGAGCUCCGCAAGAAAUGCGAUGCAUGGAAACCGGUUGUGGUAGAGCUGCUGAAGCAGCAGGCGUUAUUCAUAGCUUCAGGCGGGUUUAUGCAAAUGGCUUCCGGGCUUUCUCAUUCAUGCCAGACGGCUCAGGCCACGAUGCAGCAUUUUCAGCAACCGUCCUUGCAGGGAGUGGCCCAGAUGACAGCCUUAAACGAGAUCGAGUCUGCUGCUGUUGUCGAGGCCGCGAUGAGUGACCCGGGAGUUCGUUGGGGGAAUGAUAAUGUUGGAUUCAGUCACUGGACGGAAGCAUCGGCGCAGGCCCAGCAAGACUGGCAAAAUGCCACUCGGGGAGUAGGCUUCAACAACACCACAGGUCCAAGCAGUCACGUAUUACCUAUUGGAGGAAUGGGCAUGGGCACAGGCUUCGAUCACGUCAGAACAUGGAGGAUAUUGGAGCAAGCGAGAGCUGACGAGGCAGCUUUCCUUGCAGUCGAGUAA